Morus notabilis is the source of this 1762-nucleotide messenger RNA. RefSeq names its product probable WRKY transcription factor 48. Bases 172 to 1473 code for a protein of 433 amino acids. Lineage: Eukaryota; Viridiplantae; Streptophyta; Magnoliopsida; Rosales; Moraceae. The record is from RefSeq and is a predicted model, not a curated record. Gene Ontology annotation, biological process: regulation of DNA-templated transcription. The transcript is spliced from 3 exons. Gene Ontology annotation, molecular function: sequence-specific DNA binding; DNA-binding transcription factor activity.
UCCAUCUCUCUCCUCUAUUCUCUAUUCUCUAAAUUAACUACUUGGAGAACUAGUUCAAAAAUGGGAGAGAAUAUGUGCUUAUAGAAGCUCCUCCUUUUUGGUUUUUUUCCUUUUAUUUUUUGGGUGAUCACCAUCUAAAGAAAGAAAAAGAUAAAAUUUUCUCAAAAUCUCAUGGACAAGAAAUUAGAGGAUCAUCAUCAUCAUCAUCAUCAACAACAACAACAACAAUAUCUUCAUCACAAUCAGUCGUCCAAUCCCAUGAUCAUGAUUCCAAACACCACCAACAGCAACAUGAUCUUCUCCGACGACACCAUAUUUAAUGAUCACACCAUGAUGAUCAAUAAUAUGCACCAUCCGCUAAUCUGUGAUGAUCAUAUGAUGAUCAAUCAAAAGGCCGGCUUCAUGGAUUUGUUGGGCUUCCAAGAUCAUUUCUUGACUAGUAUUUCAUCCUCUAAUUCUUUCUUAGAUUUGCCUUCUCUAUUCUCCUCCACCACCACCACCACAACUGCACCGCCACCGCCUCCUCCACCGCCGCCGCAAGAAACGACGCCGUCUCUCCCGGAGAGUACUACUACAUGCUCAGAGGUUCUGAACAGUGCUGCUACUACUCCCACAACUCCGAACUCAGAUUCCAUUUCUUCUUCUUCCAAUGAAGACCAAACCAACAUUAACAAGCAAUCAGUAGUCUCGGAUCAUCAGCAGGAGACGACGACAGUGGCAGAGCAGGAUGAUCAGGAGAAGACCCAGAAGCAGUUGAAGCCCAAAAAGAAGAACCAAAAAAAGCAAAGAGAACCGAGAUUUGCGUUCAUGACAAAGAGCGACGUGGAUCAUCUAGAUGAUGGCUACAGAUGGCGCAAAUACGGGCAAAAAGCUGUGAAAAAUAACCCCUAUCCCAGGAGCUACUACCGCUGCACCAGCGGCCGCUGCGGCGUCAAAAAGCGAGUCGAGAGAUCCUCCGACGACGCAACCAUUGUCGUCACCACCUACGAAGGCCAACAUACGCAUCCCUGCCCCAUUACCCCACGUGGCAGCCUCGGUAUCGCCCCUUCAUCGGAGCACCACGCCGGCGGCGGGGGCUUCAUCUCCGCGGUGGCUAAUUCGCACUUCGGUGUCGGUCCACAGUUGCAGCCUCAUCAUCCUUUUCACCAUCAUCAACAGCUACAACAACAACAACAACAAUUACAAGCUUCUUACAAUAAUGUGUUUAGUACUACUAGUACUCCUCCCUCGUCAAGUGCUAGUGUUGUUAAUCCAACGUCGUAUCCUAGUUUUCAUGUGCAAGAGAUCAGACACGUUAAUAACAACAACAAUUACGUCGUUUCCUUCUCUUCUAAUGAUCCUCACCAUAAUAUUAAUUCAUCUCCUUCUUCGGCUUCUUCGAUUAGAGAUCAUGGGCUUCUUCAGGACAUUAUUGUACCGUCUCAGAUCAUGAUGAGAAAGGAGUACAAAGGGGAGACGUUGAAUGAUCAUUAGUGAUGAUUUUUGUCAUUGCUUUUAGAGAUGAUCAUCUUGAUAUAAUGGUAUGGACUUCUCUAACUAACUACAUAUAUAUGAUAUAUAUGAUCUAGAGCUCAUAUUAUAUAUGGGUGUUUUCUUUUUUUUUUUUCUUUUAUUUGGUAGAAGAAAUAUUUGUACUACCCCACUACUACUGGCUAGCUACUUCAUGUUCUUUUGUGUUAUUCUUUGUACUUAAGUAGGGGUAAUUGAUCGGUUUUAUUAUAUAUGGGCAUAUAUAUGUGUAUACAUUGGGGGUUUUUGUAUA